Messenger RNA from Linum trigynum, 2760 nucleotides. Lineage: Eukaryota; Viridiplantae; Streptophyta; Magnoliopsida; Malpighiales; Linaceae. The record is from the annotation of a GenBank genome assembly.
UUCGUAUUGAUCAUUUGCGGUUUGCUUGUAUGCUCUAGAUUGGUGUUUAUUGUAUGAUUAAUUUGUAUGAGAAAAUUGAUGUUAAACUUUUAUUUUGAAAGAAACUUGUUAUUGUAAAAUUUUUACUACAAAAACCCACGGGUACCAAUGAACCCGCGGAUACCCAGCGGGUUGGGUUGAGUUUGAAUUUUUCAAACCCAACAGGUUUACCUCGAUUUUUUAUAUGGAUAAACCCAUGGGUUUAGAUUUGACAAAACCCGUCCCAACCCGACCAUUGACAUUCCUAGACUCCACCGUCUCAUUAAUAGCUCUGUCAGGACAGCUGAGCCCACCUAAUAAUAAUUAAUAAUACUUACUUGGAUAUAAACGCUAAUAAAUAGUCUCCACCUUUCAGAAAACAAACUGUGGGAAAAAUGGAGUUUGGAGGCUCUCUGGCUGUUCCCAACGUUCAGCAACUCGCCUCCAGCUCCAAUGACGUCGUGCCCGUCCGGUACAUACGUCCCGAACUCGAGCUCGAACGAGUUUCCAAUGACGAGUACUCUGGUCGAAUUCCAGUAAUCGAUAUAGGAAAGCUCGUCGAUGGUGACGAGGAAUCGGCUAAGCUUCUUCAUUCGGCCUGCAGAGAUUGGGGGUUCUUCCAGGUAAUCAACCAUGGAGUAGCAGAGGAAGUGAUUCUCAACAUGAAGGACGAUGUUCAAGAGUUUUUCCGCCAGCCGCUGCAACUGAAAAUGGAAUGUGCGCAGUUACCAAACGACCUUGAAGGAUUUGGCCAAGCGUUUGUUGUAUCGGAAGAGCAAAAGCUUGAUUGGGGUGACAUGCUUUAUAUUCUAACGCGACCUACUCAAGGAAGAAAGAUGAGGUUCUGGCCAAAAGUCCCCUCUUCUUUCAGGGCAACGCUGGACAAGUACUCAUCGGAGCUUGAAAAGUUGUCGGUGAUCCUACUAAGUUCCAUGGCCAGGAACCUGGGACUCGACCCUGACAAGCUGCUCUCGUCGUUCAAAGAAGGUUCGCAGAGUAUAAGAAUGAACUACUAUCCACCAUGCAAGCAAGCCAGCAAGGUCACCGGACUCUCCCCACAUUCGGACGCCGGUGGAUUGACAUUGUUGACUCAAGUGAACCAAGUGCAAGGACUGCAAAUCAAGAAAGAUGGGAAAUGGGUCCCCGUUGCUCCCAUCCCAGGUGCCUUCAUCGUCAAUAUCGGCGACAUCAUUGAGAUAAUGAGCAACGGAGAAUACAAGAGCAUAGAGCACAGAGCGGUGGUGAACCCGGAAAAGGAGAGACUGUCAAUUGCAGCAUUCCACAACACAAACUUCAACGCCAUGAUAGGACCAUUGCCAGCAAUCAUCAGUGGAGAUCAGAAGCAAGCGCCAAACUACAAAACCGUGUCUGCUAUCGAUUACAUCAAGCUCGUUGUAAGUUGUAAACUCGACGGAAAAGGCCUCGUUGAUCAGAUGAAGAUACAAGGAGAAGCAGCACCACAGAAUAAAAGCACUUGAAGCUUGCAGAUUUCAAAACUAUAGACAGUUGAAUGUUCCAGAUGUUCAUUGCGUAACAAUAUGUAGGAAUAUGCAAACAAGUACCGUUAUCAACCAAAAGAUUCAAACUUCCAUCAGAUAUCAUAAGAAAGGCACAACGAGGGAUCGCUUCAGGCCAUCUUGAUCAUAAUCUUCUCCCUUUCGGGUGAUAGUUGAAAACCAUUACAAUCCUUGGUAUGGCUAAGGAAACGAGAGACUAAAGAUUUUUUUCACGAUUAAAUGCCUUCAUCAUCAAUGUUGGAGAAAUCAUUAAGGUAUGCAAUAAAAUAAAGAGCCAGAAUUUGAAGAUAGCAGACUUUGAUAACAGUCGUGUGUACAAUAAUAUAUUAGUACAAUAUACUGUGCGAACCUCAACAAUUACCAAAAAAAUUGAGGCUUCCAUGAAAUCAACAAAAGCUAUUGCAACUGAAAACCAAGCUCUUAUGAACUCAAGGUUCUAGCCAAGGUCAACUAGUUCCACCUUCAAGAUCUUCCUGCAACAACUGACCGAUUAUGGGCCUUCUCGUUUUCAAUCACAUACAUUCUGCAGACUGGAAUUCACCUGUUCAUCAACAACAGUACAAAAGGAGAGAUUGUGGAAUGACUCGAGCAAUCAGAGAUCAGAGAAACAAAUACCAGCAUAACAGAAAGACAACGGAGUAAAAAAUAAUGAGCUUUGACAAACAAAGUAAUCUGCUAGAUUUCACAAAGAAGGGGCAUCAGUUCUCCAAGGUGAUAUAGCAUCAAUAGAAUUCAGACGCAAAUUACCCAUUUGUUGUAUGAGAUUCAUCCUCUGGCCCGAAGAAACACCACAUCAAACCAUUACAUAAGGAGAUUAAAAUCAAAACGAGGGACGAAAAUUAGAACCGGAAGAAGACAUUAGAAGGUGGGUAUGAGCGAUCAGAUCCUGUCGAGAUACGAUAUAACAUCACACAGUUAUAUUAGUCAGAGGAUUGACAGAGCAUGACUUAAUAUCGUCACCUCGCCAUUACCCACCUCCAUUCCCGCCACAAUUCUCAGCAAAAAACAGAGAGAAACAGUUGAAAAAUUAAAAAUCAAGAGGGUUUGCUCUUAAAUUCAUUUUGGGCUCAGAACUUCUUAGAGGGUUGUGUUUGCCGUCACCGACUGUAAAAGUUUCUGGCACACUGAUAACUUCUUCCUCACAGCUAACCAAAAACUUAAAAACAAUUGAAAACCCAUUAUCGAAACCAGAAUCAACCAAGAAGAAGAAAGCUAAACACGAGAA